Cooperia oncophora is the source of this 363-nucleotide messenger RNA. NCBI's taxonomy places the organism in Eukaryota, Metazoa, Nematoda, Chromadorea, Rhabditida, Trichostrongylidae. The record is from the annotation of a GenBank genome assembly.
AUGGACCGCGCAGUCACGCUUGUGCAUUGCUUUUCCAACUUUAUUUCCAUAACGAUACUGUUUAAGGACUUCUACACGUUUUCUAAUCAACGGGUGUUCGUUAAUGAAAACAAGGAGCUUUGGCAUUACAGUACCCUACAGGAAAUGCUCGGCAUGACCACAUUGGAUCACAAUGCUAAUCGCUGCGAAAAAGGCUAUUUGACGGGCAAAUCGCAAUUUCGGUUCGCAUUCAACUUACCGUGCGAUCUCGCGACCUCAUUCAGUUGUCCAGGGAGUCCGGUUGCUGUGAAAUACUCUAUAACUGUGAGUUUCUUCUCAAGCUUUACACAAAUAGAGGAUGUCUGGAGGGUCGCUGAGAAGUGA